Messenger RNA from Nelumbo nucifera (sacred lotus), 1010 nucleotides. RefSeq names its product RING-H2 finger protein ATL78. Gene Ontology annotation, molecular function: transferase activity. NCBI's taxonomy places the organism in Eukaryota, Viridiplantae, Streptophyta, Magnoliopsida, Proteales, Nelumbonaceae. The record is from RefSeq and is a predicted model, not a curated record. Gene Ontology annotation, biological process: protein ubiquitination.
UAUAUAUCCCCCUACACAACCAACCUAACCAAGGAGAAUCCAUUUCCAUCAACUCAUCUUAAAUAAGCUCCCAAGUCCCAAACAUGUUUCUUUCUUCUUCUUCCUCAAAUCAUCCUUCAAAUUUGCUCCAAGAUUUGCUGAGAGAUGUCCGCUCAAGAAGAUUGUUACUACACACUCCCCUUUACCAGCCACCGGGCACGGCAGCCCCGCCCGGCACUGCAACUACCGGCCAUGAUUCAUCGGAGUCAUACACCAAUGGAAACAGCUUAGACGCCAAUGUAGUAAUGAUCCUCUCUGUUCUUUUGUGUGCAUUAAUCUGUGCUCUUGGGCUGAACUCCAUCAUCAGGUGUGCAUUAAGGUGCUCAAGGCGAGUGAAUUCUGAUCCAUCAUCCAACAACACAGCCAACAGGUUGGCUAACACAGGAAUCAAGAGGAAAGCCCUCAAGACUUUCCCCACACUGACCUACUCUACUGGGUCAGAGCUACCCCGGUUGGACUCAGAAUGUGUUAUAUGCCUCUCAGAGUUUGCUCCAGGGGACCGUGUCAGGGUCCUCCCCAAGUGUAACCAUGGAUUCCACCUCCGGUGUAUUGACAAAUGGCUCACUUCACACUCAUCAUGCCCCACUUGUAGGCACUGCCUGAUUGAAACUUGUCAGAAGAUCGUCGGCUGCAGCCAAACUAGCUCAUCGGAGCUGCCGCGGCUGCCGCCGCCGGCGCUGGCGAUUCCACCAUUGGCCAGAGGGGUUUUGCCAUUACAACGUGAAGGUUUGAUGCCUAGUCAUUAGGGUAUUUGUUAAUUGUUUUGUUUUUCAAUUGUACAUACUGUUGAUUGGAAUGUAAACUGAGGGACUAGAAGUUUAGACAUUAGUGUGUUAAGAUCUUCCCUUGGGGCACAAGUUGGACCCCAGUAUCUUUGCUCAGCAUAGAGAGAAAAGGAAAAGUGUGUACUAGUUGUAAUUUGUACAAAUCUGAGUAUGUGAAUCUUCAUUGUUUUUGUUUGUUUCUCCCUC